AUGAGAGAGAUCAUCUAUAUUCAAGCGGGAUCGCUUUCAAAUCAUAUUGGAACACAUUUUUGGAAUGCUCAGCAGAGCUACUUCACUUAUAGCGAGGACGAGGAAGUCGUAAUCAACCAUGAUAUCUCCUUUAGAGAGGGUCUCUCUCCGCAGGGAGGCUCAACGUACUGCCCUCGAUUGCUCGUAUUUGACAGGAAAGAAAAUUUCGGCGCUCUCUCUGUAGGUAUAGAAAUGUCCGAAGAAACUGAUCAGGAUCCGACCCUUCUUUGGAAUGGCGCUGUUCUUGAGGUCCGGCAGGAUCUUAUACCUGAAGCUACAUACCAGACUCUUCUAGACCAGGAAGUAGAUGAUGAUCCAGACCAAUCGCAGGAUCCAGUACAGGACGAGCCUGUGCAAGCACUGCACAGCUCGGACGUCCGUUACUGGUCAGAUUUCAACCGCGUCUACUACGUGCCGCGGACCAUCCAAAAGCUUCCAGAUGUAGCAGAAUGGGAGAACACAGAAGGGAACUGGCAGCUAAGUAAAGAUACCUUCGAGCGUUAUGAUACAGAGACAUUUUUGAUGGAAGAGCCGUUCCGCCUAUUCGUUGAAGAAUGUGAUAGUCUACAAGGUAUUCACGUCACUGUGGAUAACGCGACCUUCGGUGCCUUUACAGACGCUUUUCUCACUUCUUUCAGAGACGAGUUUUCCAAGCUUCCUUCACUGGUUUUUCCUAUUCUAUCGAAUGCCGUUCCCGAUCACAUUGAUGUCGACUCAAUGGUGGGUAUCAGAAAGGCCAUGAAUGAUGCAAUGUGUCUGCGAGGCUUCAACGAGAUAUCUUCUAUGAAUAUCCCUCUUCAAAACCCUCUGAACUGGAGAGGAGGUCCUUGGUUAGAUGGGCUCGAUCUAGAUCUCCGGUCGCCCUACGAGGUUUCCGCAGUCCUGUCUGCACAUAUUGAAACAGCUACACUUCCUCUCAGACUUAAAAGUCCGACCGCUCUGGCGCAGCUCUGCAAACAAUCAAACUUUUUCGGCAACACCCCGUUCGCCGAACUAUGUGGUGCCUUUCCGGUAAUCAAUGCUGAGCUACUCGACCAGCAUACGUACAAUUUUACUGGAUUCCAAUCAGAUGUGCGUGUCGAACGCCAGUAUGAUGAAUUUUCUCAAGGUUUGAAGCUCCGAGGCGCUCUAGUGUCGAGGUACGAUAGCAGUAUCGUCUCUUCACUCAUCUCAUUGGUCUGCAUCGCACAUGUUUUUAGUAUUCAUACGCCGAUUGGGUACCCUCUUCCCACGUCGUUCCCGUCGUUCUUCCGUGCACAGCAUCUGAACGCUGCUCCAAGACGGACAACACGUGGAAUCGUUGCCCCUCCUCGCUCUGCGCCUGUACUUUCGUCGCUCGAGCUCUCGGGGGCGAUGCCAUCACUCUUCGAACGCUACGCAAUAUUGAUAGAAGAUUGCAUCAGACGAAAGGUGGACUGGCAAGUGAUUGGAGUGGGGAUCGAUGAUGAUGGGGUGCGGGAGUUGAGAAAUGACUUAUGGACUCUGAGCGAUAAUCACCGCGCGGGA
Molecule: messenger RNA, 1545 nt
Organism: Heterobasidion irregulare TC 32-1
Lineage: Eukaryota; Fungi; Basidiomycota; Agaricomycetes; Russulales; Bondarzewiaceae
Exons: 10
Biological process (GO): mitochondrion distribution
Cellular component (GO): cytoplasm
Source: RefSeq, a predicted model, not a curated record